Molecule: messenger RNA, 689 nt
Organism: Trichomonas vaginalis G3
Lineage: Eukaryota; Parabasalia; Trichomonadida; Trichomonadidae
Exons: 1
Source: RefSeq, a predicted model, not a curated record
AUGCCCCCGUAUAGAAUGGAUAGAAGGUCUGCUAGAAUAAAAGCAGAGUUAGAAAGAUAUGGUUGGAGAGUUUCGAAGAAGUUUAAAUAUAGGAAGGGAAGACCCAUAAAAGUCUAUGACAAACUAUCUGGUCUUCGCUAUGAAAUGGACUUGGAAACAGCACGCGCAAAUUAUCCAAACAGACUAGAGAGGUUAGAAGAAGAACGUCUUAUGGACAUGCCUUUCGAUGUUACUGAGCCUCAAGUUGAAGGACACGACGGCUUUGCCAGGUUCUACUGGAAACAUGACGAACAAUUGCAUCCUUUGAGAAGGAAAAAAGGAAAAGGUGAAGACGCACAUGCUCCCAUGGAAAGAACAAGAUAUGCAUAUGAAAAGUAUCGCGAGGUUAGAAGUAAAAUUACUUCUGGUCGAACCUUUACAGUAAAUUUUGACGAAGGAAAGAACAAAGAAGGCUUCAUGGGUGUACUUGCUGCAAUUCAAGACGGAAAUAAGAAAGGAUACAAUCUCAGACUAACCGUAACAGAUUUAGAUGGUCAUAUUUACUAUGCACAUGGCAAUGUCACAACAGCCGCACAACUUCUUGACGCUUUCAAGACUACAAAGAGAGAACAAAUGGUUGACUCCGACUCAGACAUUUUGAAUGCAAUUGAAGGAAUUGCAAGUGUCAAGUUCGAAUGGUACCAACCUAA